Messenger RNA from Lates calcarifer (barramundi perch), 3267 nucleotides. It is a transcript of the gene lrrc18a, whose product is annotated as leucine rich repeat containing 18a. Gene Ontology annotation, molecular function: protein binding. NCBI's taxonomy places the organism in Eukaryota, Metazoa, Chordata, Actinopteri, Centropomidae. The transcript has 2 exons. Bases 2177 to 3055 code for a protein of 292 amino acids. The record is from RefSeq and is a predicted model, not a curated record.
CACAAUAAAAACAAAUACCUUGAAUUAGCAUCAGAGGCUGAUCACUGAGCAGUGCCUACCAACACAAAGUUUUUUUUUUUUUUUGCAUGCUCUGUUGCCUAGCAACCAGUGUUGAAAUGUAACACAGCAGAGUUCGGAAGCAGCAGAGUGGAGGUGAGUGAGUGAUUCAGGAAACAGAAAUUGUGUGUACACAGCUGUAGGAGCAGUUAGGGGACUGAGGUGAGCUACAGUAUGUAGCAUAAAUAGUGAGUAGAGCUGUGGAGGAUGUAGCACAUGGUGCCAUCUGUAGGCUGUGAGGAAAUACAUGCUGGGUAAGACUGUAACUUGUGUGACUAGUCUCCAUCAGCUAAGUGAGCUAUUCAAAAGAGGAAGUAAUAUUUUUCCUUGUACCGUGAGUUCUGAUUAAAUGAUUAAGGAUUACUGGUCAAACAGGACCAAUAACAUUCUUCCACAUUUCUGUCACAGAACAGUUAACUGAUUUCCAAGAAAAAUAAAUGAUUUCCUGCUUCAUAGCUGAUACAAACAAUAGAUUGUUCUCCAGCUGUUUUUUUCCAUUUUGUUUGUUCAAAGAAUAUUGUAAGGCAAUAUUUUAAUAGACAUCCACUUAAAUAGAGGCUUAUAAGUAACUCUUUAACAAACUGCUGAGUACAAAAACUACUCAUUCAAAAUACCUUAUUUCCAAUUAAUCUACCAGAGUGUGUGUUUGGAUAAACAAAACAUCUAUACUAAAUGACAAUGUUGCUGAACAUUUCAUUAAGUAUUUUACUCAGGAACACCUAUCCAAACUUGUUUAAUCUAAAUUGGCAACUGCUCCUGAAAUCUCUUUUCCCUCUGUGGGCCAGUAACAUGGCAAUAAAGUCCUGGCGCCAAGCACCCCAGUUGCUAAGUAACGCUAUUAAACAAGAAGAACCUUGACUCUCCCUGUUUGGUGGGAGGUAGGGAGGCUAGGGAAAUGUUCAUAUACACAAACGAUGCAUUUCUGACCUUUCCUCUCAACUUUACUACCACAUUUUGUGAGUCAGGAUUAUCUGGAGUGAGAGGCUUCAAGCUGAGUGGCCAGUUGACAGGAGCUAAAGCUAUUGGUCUGUUUCUACAACUGAGGACAAUCUCAUCACUUGAUUAAUGCCAAAUCAGAAAAAAAGAAGAUAAAAUAUGGUGAGUACAUAUUUUAUGUUGAAAAUGUUGAUAAAAGUUUUGAACAAGUGAAGAGAAAAUUAAAUUGAGAUGCAUACAAGGUUUUAGAGGGCAAAGGGCUACUUGAAGUGUAUCCAGUUUCUAAGACCAAUAACUCCUCCCCUUGUUCAAUAUCUCCUGACCAAAUUAUUUAGUAAAACUACACUAAAUCAAUCAUUGCAUUUGGCCCAGUAUGUGUUAUCUAAUUGCAGGCAAUAAUUUCAUGCAAUAGUUUUCUAUAGGAGGUUAUAAUGGGAACAAGCACCAGUGGAUAACCUCUCUCAUCCUGAGGAUGAUGAAUGAGGCGAGAGAGGGCCUUGGGGUGUAACACAGACACAAACAGACACACACCUUGCUCUUUUAGACAGGGAGGGAAGAAAAGCGAAGCCCACAUCACACUCCCAACACUCCUUAACUAUCAUUUAUCAAAGUCCUGAUUUGACUCUUUGUGCACAUGUACUCUAGUAUAGUACAUGUCUGUCAGCCAACUUGCAUGUGGAUGGCCUACACACAUACACACACACAUAAACACACACCAUCUUUGCCUGAAAAGAGCCAAACAGCUCAAUCAGUUGAAUGGUGAGGGAGGAUCAGCACUCAUUUGUUUUUGCUGUAUUAUCCAGUGUCGCCUCUCUCCUAUUGUUCCCCAGCAUUAGCCUUAAUUAGAGAGUCGUGCUCUUAAAUACCCCCAUGGGCAACACUGGGUGAGCACGCACUAGUGCAGACAUAACACUGCGACACACACACAAACUCACAGAGACACACACACACACACCCCGCUCAGGCUCUCAUUCCUCAGAGAGCAUGCUUUCCCUACUGCCCUAGGCCAUACAUAAGCCCUUGUAUCUGAAUAAAUCACAUCAGCCUUACACACACAUACUUACACGUAAACAUAGACACAUCACAUUUAUUUGCCAUAGUACUGUGUAGUGGUGUAGAUUAGAUAAAUUAUUGGAAAUCAGCCUCUUGGGAGCAACUAUGACAAAAGUGAAACAGAGCUGCAAUGUCUGUGUGUUGCAGUACCAUGCCCAAAGGAAAGGGAGCAAAAGGGACAAAGGUGACCCUCAAGAUUGCCAAAAAGGCAAUACGUAUGACACCAGAUGGACGGCGUAGACUCACCCUUAGCAACAUGGGUAUAACCAUCUUCCCAAAGUGUCUCCUCAAACUGACCAAUGUGGAUGAGUUGGACCUCAGUCGCAACCAGAUACAGAAACUUCCAGAUAACAUUGGGAACUUUUCGUCACUCAGAUGGCUAGAUCUACACAGCAACAAGCUGGAGUCUGUGCCAGAGUCCAUCGGCAACCUGGUGGGACUGACAUACCUCAACCUCUCUAACAACCGCCUGACCUCUGUGGGUUUACCCUCCACAUUGGGUUUUCUCACUAGCCUGAAAAGUCUAAAUCUGGGGAUGAACCAGCUGGACACUCUGCCUUCCACUAUGGUGUCUCUAGACAGUCUCCAAGAGUUAGGCCUGUUUGAUAAUCUCUUCAUCAACCUACCAGAGUUUCUGAAUGCCCUGACAAAUCUAACUAUGGUGAACAUGAAAAGAAAUCCUCUAAUGUACGCUCAAGGGGAUGGUGAGGGGAUGCUGAAGGAGAAAUCAGAACCAGAGGAGAAUGGGUACCUGGUACAUGAGAGCAGCCUGUGUAGGACAUGCCUUAAAAGAUGUAAAGAUCAGAGGGAAAGGCUUGCAAGAGGAGGGGGAGGAGGAGGUGGAGGAGGAGGGGGAGAAGGGAGAAGGGGAGGAGGAGGAAGGGGUAGUCAUAUGUUUGAGGAGAAAAGGAUAAGGACUUAUCCAGGACUGAUAGUGCCAAACUCAGUGGCUACAAUAAAUCAGGAUGUGUGGAGAAUAAGAAAAGUGGAACAUGAGACACUCAAAUGACCAAAGAGCUGCUCAUGAUCUCUUAAAUUAUAAAACAAAAGGAACACAUUUUAAAUUUUUAGGCAGCCAAACAAAUUUUAAUUAUCUGUGCAUAAAAUCUAGCUAUAAGUCACAACUAUUUUUUGAUGUAAUUUCCAUUUCAAUACAUGAAAUAAAAAGAGUGAUUACAUGUAACCCUCUUGAAAUAUUGCUGUUGGAUGACUCAGAUUGAC